GAUGACGUAAGUGACGUAGCGACAGGCGACAAACAACAACAUUGUGUAAGUGUCCGAGCACGGGAGAAGAAACGUCGCUGUCGUUUGUUUCCACCUCCAGACAUGUAUCUUCUGCGUUUAUGUGCUUCAACCAGCAGACAUGUUGUCUUGAAAGGUCUCUCCGUGGAGUCAGUGUUUACAGGAUGUUCACGGUCGGCCAGUGGAGCGGUCAAGGACAGGGAGCCGCUGAAGAAAGCUAAAACCCCACAAGGACAGUUUGACAGCACUGAGGACAAGAGCAAAGAUGUUCUGGAAAAGUUUCCUGAUGAUGUGAACCCUGUAACCAAAGAGAAAGGAGGUCCUCGGGGUCCAGAGCCCACCCGCUACGGAGACUGGGAGAGGAAGGGCCGCUGUGUUGACUUCUAGUUCAUUCCCUGUAAAUGUGACAUGUCAUAUAUAUCAUAUAUAUAUAUAUAUAUAUAUAUAUAUAUAUAUAUAUAUAUAUAUAUAUAUAUACAUUUAUAAUAUGGAAAUGUAAUGUGUGGACAGAGGCACUUUUUAAGACUGUUUUGGUUGUGCUGUUCAAAGGUUUAUUAUUUAAGGUAAGAAUGAGGCUGAGCUGGGAACUGUAACUGUACUCACAGGAAAAAAAAGCCGAAGUUUUUGCAGAAAUUUUGUUUCAUAAGCAUUUCUUUAUGGGUCAUGCUGACUUUGUUCUCCAUUGCUGAACUGUAGAGUUUCAGGAACACAAAGACGUGUGUCAUGUGACAUAUAUUGACGCAACUUUCAUUGUAUUUUGCUUUGUAUGUAAGACUGUGGAGUACCUGCAAUUUUCCAAAUUGCAAAUGACAAAAUACACACUGUGCAGUUUUCACUGACUGACGCUACAGCUGAACAGAGAUGUCUGUUAUGGUGACUUGAUCUGCAAAAUGAUAAAAUCACUUCACCCA
This is a messenger RNA of Acanthochromis polyacanthus (spiny chromis), 929 nucleotides long. It is a transcript of the gene sdhaf4, whose product is annotated as succinate dehydrogenase complex assembly factor 4. The record is from RefSeq and is a predicted model, not a curated record. The transcript is spliced from 3 exons. Lineage: Eukaryota; Metazoa; Chordata; Actinopteri; Pomacentridae. Gene Ontology annotation, cellular component: mitochondrion. Gene Ontology annotation, biological process: mitochondrial respiratory chain complex II assembly. The coding region runs from base 103 to 405 and encodes 100 amino acids.